Molecule: messenger RNA, 7361 nt
Organism: Salmo salar (Atlantic salmon)
Lineage: Eukaryota; Metazoa; Chordata; Actinopteri; Salmoniformes; Salmonidae
Source: RefSeq, a predicted model, not a curated record
AUGGCAGGAAAAGAGGAUGGCAUCUCCUUGGCCGGCUCGGUUGCCGGGGACAAGUCCGACACCCUCGGCUCUGCUGCCUCGGGCAAGAAGAGGGGUGGUGGACAGAAGAAGCAGAUACAAGCCAACAAAUCUGCUCUCCGAGCCCCUCGAGCCCUCUGCUGCCUCACCCUCAGUAACCCCAUCCGCAUGGCUGCCUUAGCCCUUGUUGAAUGGAAAUAUCCUUCAAUGAUGAUACCUUUUGAUAUCUUCAUUCUACUUGCUAUAUUUGCCAACUGUGUGGCCCUGGGUGUAUCUAAACCCUUCCCUGAGGAGGACUCCAAUUCCACCAACCACAACCUGGAACAAGUAGAGUAUGUCUUCCUGGUCAUCUUCACCAUUGAAACCUUCACUAAGAUCCUGGCCUAUGGCUUGGUCAUGCACCCUAGCGCCUACAUCCGCAGUGGCUGGAAUUUGCUUGAUUUUGUCAUCGUUGUCGUCGGGUUGUUCAGUGUGGUUGCUGAGGGGACGGCCGACCACAAGCCUGGAGAGGCCCACCAUGCAGCAGGCAAACCAGGAGGACUGGAUGUCAAAGCUCUCAGAGCCUUCAGGGUGCUACGACCCCUUAGGCUGGUGUCUGGCGUACCCAGUCUCCAGAUUGUCUUGAACUCCAUCAUGAAGGCCAUGGUUCCCCUACUCCACAUUGGUCUGCUGGUCAUGUUUGUCAUCAUCAUCUAUGCCAUCAUCGGCCUGGAGCUCUUCCUCGGCAGGAUGCACAAGACCUGUUUCUACUUGGGCACCGAACUGAACGUGGAUGAUGACCCCACACCGUGUGCGUUUGCUGGGAAUGGGCGCGAUUGUGUGGGCAAUGGGACAGAGUGCAGAGGACCGUGGGAGGGGCCUAAUGGCGGGAUCACCAACUUUGACAACAUCUUUUUUGCCAUGUUGACUGUGUUCCAGUGUAUCACCAUGGAGGGCUGGACCGAUGUGCUCUACUGGAUGAAUGAUGCAAUUGGCUUUGAAAUACCCUGGGUGUACUUUGUCUCUCUGGUCAUAUUUGGCUCGUUUUUCGUACUCAACCUUGUAUUGGGAGUGUUGAGCGGAGAGUUCUCCAAGGAAAGAGAGAAGGCCGUGGCUCGUGGAGAGCUGCAGGACGCCCAGAAUAAGAAACAGAUGGAGGAGGAUAUGUGUGGUUACAUGGACUGGCUUAUCGAGGCCGAGGAUGUGGAUGAGGAAGGAAACAAACGUGCUGCUGUUGCCAAGAAGAAAAUGAUGAAGAAGUUUGGCUGGUAUAAACACAGCGAGGACGGAGAAUCGGAUUCAGACUCUGAAUUUGAAGCAUAUCUAGAUGACGACAAUGGCUGCUGCGCAUCUCUUAUGGCUAAAAUGAUGGCCAACAGUUUCUGUGAACAGCUAUGCCAACUGAACCACGCCUUUCGGAAAAACUGUCGUGUAGCAGUCAAAUCUCAGAACUUCUAUUGGCUGGUGCUUCUUCUGGUGUUUCUCAACACUGCAGCCAGUGCCUCUGAACACUACGGCCAGCCCAAGUGGCUCACUGAGAUGCAGGAGCGGGCCAAUAAGAUCCUGUUGAUGUUGUUCACGCUGGAGAUGCUGUUAAAGAUGUACAGUUUCGGUUUCCAGAUUCACUUCAUGGCUCUGUUUAACCGCUUCGACUGCUUCGUGGUGUGUGGUGGCAUCCUGGAGACAGUCUUGGUAGAGUUGCAAAUCAUCCCUCCCAUCGGCAUCUCUGUGCUGCGCUGUGUCCGCCUGCUCAGGGUGUUCAAAGUGACACGGCACUGGGCAGCCCUAUCAAACCUGGUCAAUUCCCUGCUCAACUCCAUGAAGGCUAUCUGCUCCCUGCUGCUCCUGCUUUUCCUCUUCCUCAUCAUCUUCUCCCUGCUGGGGAUGCAGCUGUUUGGGGGCAAGUUCAACUUUGAUGAGACUCAGAUGAAGAGAAGCACGUUUGACACUUUCCCCCAGGCCCUGCUCACCUGCUUCCAGAUCCUUACAGGAGAGGACUGGAAUGCUGUGAUGUAUGAUGGGAUCAUGGCUUAUGGCGGGCCAGUCUUCCCACAGAUGAUUGUGUGUGUCUACUUCGUCUCCCUCUUUGUUGUCGGCAACUAUAUCCUGCUCAAUGUCUUCUUGGCUAUCGCUGUGGACAACUUGGCAGGUGGUGAUGGUGGAAAAAAGCAAGUAGAAGAGAAAAAGGAUGAUGAAGAGGACUGGGACGAAGAUGAAGACAAAGAGGAAGAUGCGGCGAAUGAGAUGGAUGACUGGGAGGAGAAUGAGGAGUUGAGAGCCAUCGAGGGUCUGGAGGGAAUCAUGCCUGUGAAGCCUGAAUCCGCUCCGAAAGAGAAGAUUGAACCCAUUCCAGAUGGGAGCUCCUUUUUCAUUCUUGGAAAGAGAAACUGCCUUCGAGUGGCCUGUCACAAUCUCAUCCACCACUCCUACUUCACCAACCUCAUCCUCGUCUUCAUCAUCGCCAGUAGUAUUUCUCUGGCCGCUGAGGAUCCAAUCAGAGCUCACUCCUUUAGGAACAACAUGCUUGGCUACGCUGAUUAUGCAUUCACCUCCAUAUUCACUGUGGAAAUCAUACUGAAGGUGACGGUUUUUGGUGCGUUCCUUCAUCCUGGUUCCUUCUGUAGGAAUGCCUUCAACCUCCUGGACUUGCUGGUUGUCAGUGUGUCUCUCGCGUCCUUCUUCCUCCAUUCCAGCGCUAUCUCUGUGGUCAAGAUUUUCAGGGUACUCAAAGUGCUCAGGCCUCUUCGAGCAAUCAACAGAGCCAAGGGACUCAAGAAUGUAGUGCAGUGCGUGUUUGUGGCAAUCAAAACCAUCGGAAACAUCUUGAUCGUCACAACACUCCUCCAGUUCAUGUUUGCUUGUAUUGGAGUGCAGCUCUUCAAGGGAAGAUUCUACAGUUGCACCGAUGAAGCUAAACACACUCCAUAUGAGUGCAUGGGGACGUUUGUGGUGUAUAAGGAUGGUGAUAUGAAUCACCCUAUGGUGAGAGAGAGGAAAUGGCAAAACAGUGAAUUCAACUUUGACAAUGUGCUGCAGGGCAUGCUGGCCCUUUUCACUGUGUCUACAUUUGAAGGCUGGCCACAGCUGCUGUACAAGGCCAUCGAUGCCAAUGCUGCGAACCACGGCCCUAUCUACAACUACCGUGUGGAAAUCUCCAUAUUCUUUAUCAUCUACAUCAUCAUCAUCGCUUUCUUCAUGAUGAACAUCUUCGUGGGCUUCGUCAUCAUCACUUUCCGUGAACAGGGAGAAUCUGAGUUCAAAAACUGCGAACUGAACAAAAAUCAAAGACAGUGUGUACAGUACGCUCUGAAAGCCAAGCCCAUCAAGAUCUACAUUCCCAGAAACCCGUCCCAGCUAAAGUUCUGGAAAAUCAUCGCCUCCAGCCAAUUUGAGUACAUCAUGUUUGUCUUAAUUCUUCUCAACACCCUCACCUUGGCUGUGCAGCAUUAUCAGCAGUCUAAAACAUUCAACUCUGUGAUGGACAUCCUCAACUUGAUCUUCACAGCCCUAUUUACCAUAGAGAUGAUCAUCAAGCUACUGGCUCUCAGAACACAUCAAUAUUUCAUUGAUGCCUGGAACUCCUUUGACGCUCUGAUCGUUGUGGGCAGUGUGCUAGACAUCGUGGUCUCAGAGCUUAGUGGAGGAGACGAGGAUGUUGAAGCCAUCGAGGCCGCAGCCCAAGCUGCAGCUGUAGCCGUUCCUGGAGCUCCGCCCGGGGCCAAGAAGGAAAGCGGAAAAGUGUCCAUCACAUUCUUUCGUUUGUUCCGAGUCUUGCGAUUGGUCAAGCUGCUCAGCAAAGGGGAGGGCAUUCGAACCCUCCUCUGGACUUUUGUCAAGUCCCUCCAGGCCUUGCCAUAUGUCGGUCUACUUAUUGCGAUGAUUUUCUUCAUCUACGCUGUGAUUGGCAUGCAGACAUUUGGAAAGAUUGCUAUAGAUGACAACUCACAUAUCAACAGGAACAACAACUUCCAGACCUUCUUCAUGUCUGUCCUGCUGCUCUUCAGGUGUGCCACCGGAGAGCAGUGGCAGGAGAUCAUGUUGGCCGCGUUGCCAGGGAGACCCUGUGACCCCGAGUCAGACUUUGAGCCCGGGGAUGACAACAUGUGCGGCAGCAACCUGGCUUACAUCUACUUCAUCAGCUUCUUCAUGCUCUGCGCUUUCCUGAUCAUUAACUUGUUCAUUGCUGUCAUCAUGGACAACUUUGAGUACCUGACCAGAGAUUGGACCGUACUGGGUACUCAUCACCUGGAUGAGUUCAAACGAGUCUGGUCGGAUUAUGACCCAGAGGCGACGGGUCGAAUCAAACAUAUCGAUGUGGUCACUAUGCUGCGCAGGAUCCAGCCACCCCUUGGUUUUGGAAAACUGUGCCCCCAUCGUGUGGCCUGCAAGAGGCUGGUUGCUAUGAACGUGCCGCUGCACAGCGACGGGACAGUCACCUUCAAUGCCACCCUGUUUGCGCUGGUCAGAACCUCACUGAAGAUCAAGACCGAGGGGCCUGUUGACCAGGACAACGAGGAGCUCAGGGCCAUCAUUAAGAAGAUAUGGAAGCGCACUAAGCCCAAGCUCCUUGAAGAGGUCAUUCCACCCCCUAGAGGGGAAGAGGUGACUUGUGGGAAGUUCUAUGCCAGCUUCCUGAUCCAGGACUACUUUAAAAAGUUCCGCAAGAGGAAGGAGCGGGAGAGGAAGAAGAAGGGAAAGGACAAGAAAGACUCACUCCAGGCAGGGCUCAGGUCACUGCAGGCACUGGCCCCAGAGUUGCAUCUGGCCUUGGCAAUGGAGGGAGAGGAUGAGGAGGGUGUGGAUGGAGAGUUGGAUGAAGAGUUCUUCAAGAAUGACAACGUUUUCGAAGAUCCUGGCACUUCUGCCACAAGUACUCCAUCCACCACUCACAUGCCAGCUGACAUAGAGGAGGGCACCACCACUAUCUUCAUGGAGCCCUUCAUCGAGCCCACAAUAUCCAGCAACGUGGUCACAGAACAGCCAUUGACAGUCAGCGAGAAACCAGAAUCAGCUCUCUCAUCCUUUGAUGCAGUGAUGGAACAGCCCACGAGAUCUGAGGCCAUCCCUCCACCAGAAGACACACCAGCCCCAGCCCCGCCCCAACCAGCCCCAGCCCCGCCCCAACCAGCCCCAGCCGCAUCACCAGCAAAAGAUCCAUCCCCUCCCCAACCAGCACCAGCCGCAAACCCACCAAAUGCCCCAUCCCAGCCUCAACCAGCCCCUGUUGCAUCCUCACCAAAUGUUGCUUCUCCACCACAGGUGGUUGCUCAAUCCCCACCUCAAAUAGUGUUAGCCCCACCAGAACCAGAGGCACCUCAAAUAGUGUUAGAGGCAGCCCCUGCCCCACCUCAACCAGAGCCAUUGAUGGAGGGAAGAGGAGGGGAAACUUCCACUCCACAGCAGGUGUACUACCCACAGUACCCAGUGGACAGACCAACAAACAAUGGGCAUGUGUAUCAAGAGCAACCUGUAGCAUCCCCUAUCCCGUCAGACUACAUGCAGAGUCCUACUCCUAACUUCACCAAUGGGAGAGCUGCAGGAGUGCCCUACGCCAAUGGAAACGGCAUGAAUGGGAACGUCUACAAUGGCGGUACGAAUGGAGGUAGUGUGAAUGGAGGUAGCAUCACCGGAAGUAGCAUGAGUGGCUACACUGGCAAUGGUUACAACGGAAAUGGUUACAAUGGAAAUGGUUACAAUGGAAAUGGCUACAAUGGAAACGGCUACAAUGGCAACGGUAACACAUUUGAGCAGUAUGUCCGGAGACGUGUUCUUCCUCCCACUCCUGCAGGUCGCAAGCCGCCCUCCUUUAACAUCCAGUGUCUGAGGGCACAGCAUAGCGCAGAUGACAUCCCCAUCCCUGGCACGUACGAGAGUAACUCGCCCCCAUGCAGAUCCAGACUGCCCCUUGACUCCCGCCGCAGCAGUGCCUCCUCCAUGUCCUCUGCCUCCUGGGCCAACAACGGAGGAGGACAUGCAGGGUCGACGCCAGGAGCAGGGGUGUCGGCAGCAUCAUCAGCAGCAGCGAAGAGAGGGCGUCUGCUCUACGCCCCUCUGAUGCUGGUGGAUGAGGGCAGGGGCACCAAGCAGGUGUGGGGAGACAGGACCCAGGCCACCUCCAGCCUCCCUGCUAUUGCAACCAGGCCCAGUGGCUGGUACCCUGGAGCCCCGACACUCCCUGUGCCCACCCCCCAGAACAGGAGCUACACCAAUGGCAGGGUGCCCUCCCAGAUCAGCCAGAGCCUCAUCGAGAAGGGCAGUGCAGACAGCCUGGUGGAGUCGAUCCUGAUAUCGGAAGGCUUGGGCCUCUAUGCAAGAGACCCAAAGUUCGUGAACUUCGCCAAGCGAGAGAUCGCGGACGCAUGUAACAUGACCAUUGAUGAGAUGGAGAAUGCAGCCACAGACCUGCUGACCCGUUCAGCGGGCCAGCCAAUAGGACGCUUCGAGGAGGAGCUGGCUGACGAGAUGAACUGUGUGAUUUCCUACUGAGACUAGAGAGAGGAAACAGAGAGGAAGGGAGGGGAGAGGGAGGGUAGGAGAGUUGGAGGGCAAUGAGAUAGAGCCUUACCUUUUUGUCUCCAUCAACAUAGGGGGUAAGAAUGGUGAGGCAAGCUAUUGAUCUUAGCAAACUGUCAAUGUCUCUUUGAUCAGGGUAUUUUCCAGAUCUUCUCGGGUAAUUUGGCUUUGUUGAAAGUGUCAGUGUGUCUUGAACAAGAGCCUGAAAUAACCAUACUACAUUUGAUAGCACAUAAAUAAAGUAUCUAUUGAGGUUUGGCCACAAUACUCUUAAACAGUUAUUUCCAAUGGAAGAGUGCACAGUACUAUAGCCUUCCAAACGUGAUUACAAUUCUUAUUCUACUAUGAAGUAUUUAUCGCUAUUUCAAAAGCAGCAUUUUUGCCUUGUAUUUCCAUUUUGUACUGAGCUUGAUUUGCUGUCCCUUUAUGUAACCCCAAAUCAUACAAUCACCCUGCUAAGACCAUAGAAAUAUAUUAAAAGCAGGCAUAAAUCCAACAAAUAAAUAAACCCCUUGUCUGUUGUGCAAGUGAGCUCCAGUUGUAACUAUAGAUCAUGAAACAGGGUCUGUGUGUGUCAUGUCAGUUGCCCAGUGAAGCAUUAGCUUAGCAUUAGACAUUUGAACCAUGUCAUGUAUAAUUAUAUCAACAGAAAUGCCACAGAAGAUUCUGACAGUCAUCAUAAUCUUCCUCAGUGAGAAACUUUGAAGUAGUAUUUAUGUACAUGUAUGGUCAAGAGGAAAGCAGCUUGUAAACGUAAUAAUAACAAUUGCUAGUUUUGUUUUAUUGGGACUGCUAAUACUUUGAAAUGUCAGGUAUUUAUGUGUGUACAUUAAUAAAGUGUCAUGUCUUUU